Messenger RNA from Lycium ferocissimum, 1172 nucleotides. Its product is annotated as thymidylate kinase-like. The record is from RefSeq and is a predicted model, not a curated record. Gene Ontology annotation, biological process: dUDP biosynthetic process; dTDP biosynthetic process; dTTP biosynthetic process. NCBI's taxonomy places the organism in Eukaryota, Viridiplantae, Streptophyta, Magnoliopsida, Solanales, Solanaceae. Gene Ontology annotation, cellular component: cytosol; nucleus; mitochondrion. Bases 1 to 1131 code for a protein of 376 amino acids. The transcript has 7 exons. Gene Ontology annotation, molecular function: ATP binding; dTMP kinase activity.
AUGCAAGAUGUCCUUGCCAUUGUGAUUAACGUGGCCCAUCAACAUAUGCUUCAAAUGGAAAUCGAAUUCAAGAAUUUAUCAUCAUGGAUAGUCAGUAAGUACACACCUCUUGCUAUUUCUGUUAUUGUCCUGCUUCACGUCCCGACUUGUUCAUCUUCAUCUCUGCCGCCUCCUCCACCACAGCCAGCUCCUCUUUUUGCUGCUGCUGGUGGUGAUUUCAUUUUUCAAGGAAAAGCUUUAGCUGUCUUUGACCCAGAAAUUGAAAAAACUUUACACAAGCAGAAAAAGCUGGCAGAAAAUGAGUAUGCCCUUGCUUUAGUUGACAACACUAAAGUCGAGAACAGGGCAAUUGAAAGAAUUGUUAAGAUGGCACAACCAAACCAAGUUUCAGUGUAUGAUUUCGCUAGACCCAGUCAGGCGAAUGCUGCUAAGGCUAUUGUCCAGCCUGAUAUCAAUGGAAACUUUGAGCUGAAAGAAGAAACAGUGCGCUCUGUUCUAAAUACAGUGUGUGUUUUUUUCCCCAGAAAAUUUGGUGUAGUAGCGGCUCAGGGGUCAUUGAAGUCUAGAUCAAGUUUGAUGUUACCUUUUAAGCCUUCAAGAAAUAUUCACAUGGAAAACAAAGUUAACAGCACUUCAAGAGGUGCCUUAAUUAUUUUAGAAGGGCUUGACCGCUAUGGGAAGACAUCACAAUCUAGCAGACUAUACAAGUACCUCGAUGAGCAAGGACAUUCAGUUGAAUCAUGGAGAUUCCCCGAUAGAGAUACAGGUGUUGGGAAAAUGAUUUCUUCUUAUCUUGCUAACAAGGCGCAGUUGGAUGACCAUGCAAUCCAUCUUCUCUUCAGCGCAAAUCGUUGGGAUAAGAGGCACAGAUUGAAAGAGAAACUAAGAGGAACGAGUCUCAUUAUUGACCGCUAUUCUUAUUCUGGAGUAGCAUUCUCAUCUGCCAAGGGACUUGAUAUUGAAUGUUGUAAGGCUUCAGAGGUGGGGUUGUUAGAUCCAGAUCUGGUUGUAUACCUUGACAUAUCACCUGAGAAAGCUGCCGAGAGAGGAGGUUAUGGAGGUGAGAGAUAUGAGCAGCUUGAGUUUCAAAAGAAGGUUUCCAAGUCUUAUUUGGCUCUUCAUGGAAGGUAGCUUUCCUUCGCUCUUUUUAUAGUUGACCAACAAAUAAUGGU